Messenger RNA from Pteropus alecto (black flying fox), 1837 nucleotides. It is a transcript of the gene SLC25A34, whose product is annotated as solute carrier family 25 member 34. Lineage: Eukaryota; Metazoa; Chordata; Mammalia; Chiroptera; Pteropodidae. The transcript has 4 exons. Bases 1050 to 1823 code for a protein of 257 amino acids. The record is from RefSeq and is a predicted model, not a curated record.
GCGGCCCUCGCCAUCUGGAGAAACCAGGCUCCAGAGUUUCUUGGCCUGAUCUUUGCCCUCCCUCCUGUUUCCUGCAGCGACCAGGGCAGAGGCCACUCUAGUCCGGGGGCAUUUCUCCCCUGCUAGGGCAUGGAGCUGCCACCUCCCCAGCCUCCCCAGCAUUGGGGGUAAAUGCAGGCCGCUCGGGAUAAGCAGCGAUUUCAGGCUGUUCGCAAGGCCUCUUGCUGAGCUCUGAGGCCCUCAAGCCGCUCGGCACCCGGCCUUCCAGGGCCUCACACAGGAAGAGGAGCUCUGAAGUGGGUCCCGACCCGACGUCCCCAUUUUACGAAUGGAGAAGCCGAAGCUCAGAGGAAGGAAGUGACGUGCCCGGGGCACACACACUAGCAGAGCCUGGGGGUCCAGACUGGUCCUCCGCCUCCGCCCUCACUGACCGGAGGGACCAGAGACUGUGAGAGCCGGAUGGGAAAACUGAGUCCAGGAAAGGAGACAUCAGUACGAAAGGUGGUGGGGGAGGGACCGAGGCCGUUGCUGAGUUGCCUGCGCCCUGUACCAGGAGCCUCCCGGAGCUCUGAGCUGCAGCAGGACUGGCUGAGCCAGAGGCGGGGCAGGGGCACCAGCCCUUUGCCCCAGGGACAGAGGGAGGGCAGAACUAGAAGAAGGUCAGAAGGAUGUGUCUGGGCAGAUUGGCACCUUCUCCCCGCCCCCAGCCUCCCUCAGGUCCCAGGUGACCUUUCCCCCAGAUCCCAGGGUCCAGGCCCUGCCCCUGACAGGAGGUGUGGAAAACAGAAGCAGCUGGGAUUGGUCAGAGCUGGCGGGGCAGGGCGGGGGGAGGGGGGUGUCCCAGCCUCCCCCACCCCCGCACAGCACAGAGCGGAGCUGAGCAGGUGGACUCUGGAGAUAGAACCUCCAUAGCUGCCUGGCAGCUGCUGCAGGCCUGUUCCAGCCGGACCCCUGCCCUCCAGACAUGGCCUCGGGGCUCCUUGAUCCCCAGCCCUGUGGCCUUUUGGGGGUGCAGACAGCCUAAGUGGCACACCCCAGAGGCCCUGCCUAUGCCCCUGACCAGGACACAGCCGGCCUCUGGCAUGGAGGACAUGGAAACAGUGGCCCCAGCUGUGGACCUAGUGCUGGGUGCCUCGGCCUGUUGUCUGGCCUGUGUCUUCACCAACCCUCUGGAGGUGGUGAAGACUCGGCUGCAGCUGCAGGGGGAGCUGCGGGCCCCGGGCACCUACCCUCGGCCCUACCGGGGCUUGGUGGCCUCUGUAGCUGCUGUGGCCCGUGCGGAUGGGCUGUGUGGCCUGCAGAAGGGACUGGCUGCCGGCCUCCUCUACCAGGGCCUCAUGAACGGCGUCCGCUUCUACUGCUAUAGCUUAGCCGGCCAGGCUGGCCUCACCCAGCAGCCAGGUGGCACUGUGGUUGCAGGUGCUGUGGCUGGGGCACUGGGAGCCUUCAUAGGGAGCCCUGCUUACUUGGUCAAAACGCAGCUGCAGGCCCAGACAGUGGCUGCGAUGGCUGUGGGGCACCAGCACCACCACCAGAGCAUCCUGGGCGCCAUGGAGACCAUCUGGCGGCAGCAAGGCCUGGCAGGGCUGUGGAGGGGUGUGGGUGGGGCUGUGCCCCGAGUCAUGGUCGGCUCAGCUGCCCAGCUGGCCACCUUCGCCUCUGCCAAGGCCUGGGUGCAGGAGCAACAGGUGAGGGGCCAGGGGCACCUGUGCCCACCCAGAAACACAGGAGUGAUGAGGGCUACCUGCCUCCUUUCUCCCUGUCUGAGUCUGAAUCACAGUCUGACAUCUCCAGCUAGACCCCCACAUCCCAGGGGGUGGUGACAGGCAAGCAUUGC